Molecule: messenger RNA, 1606 nt
Organism: Amyelois transitella
Lineage: Eukaryota; Metazoa; Arthropoda; Insecta; Lepidoptera; Pyralidae
Exons: 4
Coding region: 247-834 (195 amino acids)
Source: RefSeq, a predicted model, not a curated record
UCAGCGUUCAGUGACGUCACUCGUGUUGUGUCAACUUUAAGAAGUUAACUUUGCGAUUAAUAGGCAGCAGUGCUUAUUAUUUACGUUUUUAAUAAAAAUGGAAGUUGGAUUUAAAAAAACAGACUCCAAAAAUUUACCAAAAGUUGGUGUCGACAUAGUAGUAACUUUUUUUGUCGUGAGUCCAGAGUUUUCAAGUGUAGAAAUGAAAGGCACUAAAUUAGUACGGUGGAUAUUUUAAAAGAAUAGAUGCUGUCAAUAAAAAUGAUUGUCGGGGAAGUAUUCUUUGCUACUUUCAAGAAGACAAGCAUUCAUAAGGUGUGUUCAAGCUUGAUUGGAAAGUUGGACUCUCCACAAUCAUUUCUUGAAGCAUUAUCAAAGCAAAUGACCAACACUGAUAAUAUAAAUAUGGUAUUUUCCACCACCAAACAUCAAAGUGAUUCACCAAUGUGGUUUGAGUUGAGGUACGGUAGAAUUACUGGCUCAACUUUUUAUGAAGCCGCUCACUGUAAAACUAUAAAUGGUUCCCUUCUGAACGCAAUUAUGGGAGAUGAUUCAAAAUUUACUUCCAUUGCAAUGAGUAGAGGGAAAAUACUAGAAAAAAUAGUUCUCAAAGUAGCAAGAAAGAAAAGAUUGAAAUUGAAGAAGCUGGACUACUUCUUAAUGCCGAGUAUCCUAUUUUUGGAGCAACAGCAACCUGACGGGCUUACUGAAAAUUAUACAAUAGAAGUCAAAUGUCCUUCAACCGAAGCUGCCAUACUUUCCUAUGUGAAAGACAAUAAAAUAACACCAAAAUGUUGGACACAAGUGCAACUGCAAAUGUUGUGUGCAAUAUGAUAACAUCAUUGUAUCUGUAAUGAAUAUUGCAAAGAAAUUCUGGAUAGAUGCUGUAUUUCCGAAAUUAAAAGAUAUAUAUAAUAUUUAAGCACAUUUUUUUGUUUUUCAAGAAUUUCAUCAAUUUAUUAAAUAAAACUAUGCUUCGAAAAUAUUGUUUUUAUUCAAUUUUAAUUAAAGGUGAUUCACAAGUGCACAACAAAUGAUUAUACUAUAGUCUAAUUGGGGUAUUAGAAAAUGAUCUACACAGGCAUUUGGAAACUUUGUUGAAGUAGAUGGACACAUAGGCACAAAACAUGAGUCAACACGACUUUAUAUCCGAAUUUUUUCGGUAUUAUUGUGAUCACUUGAUGUGGAUGAAUAUUCCAUUUUAAAUUAUUACAAAAAACUUAGUGAAAGUCGAGAAAAUUUGCAAUUUAUGAUAAUCAACUAGUGUUUCCACUAUAAAAAUUUUCUUUCCCCAUGCUUCAAUUCCGAUUUCCCCAUUUCAGAACUUUUUUCCCCUCAAAAAUUAUUUUGCUGUAGUUUUGGCACUUUUGUUGUAACUAAAAGUUUAAUAUAUGAUUACCUAAAAUUCCCCUUUUAUAGUAUUUCCCCUUUUUCUUCCCCUCUGGACCCUGAUUACCCCUUAAAAGGGGAAUUUCCCCUCAUUGUGGAAACACUGUAAUCAACGAAGGCAAGCACGACCAGUGUCAGACACGUGUGACGUCAUUGGAAGUGUAGGUCCGUUUUGGCGCGAAAAUUUAAACGAUCAGUUUAAAGCCGCAUUUUUUUA